Messenger RNA from Spirometra erinaceieuropaei, 29071 nucleotides. Lineage: Eukaryota; Metazoa; Platyhelminthes; Cestoda; Diphyllobothriidea; Diphyllobothriidae. The record is from the annotation of a GenBank genome assembly.
AUGCCCCAGCACAUAUCUGGUGCCACACAUCCGGUUGUUAUUCUUGUCAUCUGUUCCCUUCUGACAUACAGUGGGGGCGUACUGGUCAUGGAUAAGGAACAGGCCGAUCGUGGCUCCUUUCAUCCAUUGGCGUAUGACUGUAAGUCUGUUCUGCUAGUUAACCCAGUAACAGGAUCUCUUUGUCUAUACAUAUACUCAAGUCGUUUAUUGAGCAAUAUCAUUUCGUUGCGUCUUUAUGAAAAUUGAACAGGUGACAUGUCCACCUCUGAUAACGACUUUUUCAAAUAAAAGACGGAUAGAGCAAAUUCACUAAAGCUACAGUAUCGCUAUGCACACAUGCACAAGUGAUAUGAUUUUGUUACUUCAUUGCUGUAGAAUCUACUUCAGAAAUGUUUGAGCAUUUACUGGAAAGGCGCCAUUGUCUAAUAUAUCACAAAAAAACUAACUGAUACAAUUUUUAGUCCCACAAAAUGACGGUACUUAUUAUCCUGUUAAAUUUAUAUAUAUAUAAACAAUGAAAAAACAUGACUUUUCCAAACUGCCGAUUUCUGAGAAAACUUUAAUCUAUGUUUAAAUCGGUUCUUCCAUAGUAAGUCUGUGAGGAAAGGGACUUUUGCAAGACUCCCAUCUGUCUCUCGCAAAUUACAACCUUUGACUAAUGUUCCAAAUGCUUGAGGCGCACAAAACAUUGACAUCUUUGUUUACUAAAUUAUACUGACCUAAGUAAUUAAGCAAAUGCCAAACUGUUUCACCAAAAUGGUUUGGAUUUUUAUUUUAAUGGUAUGUUAUGAUAUUUUUUAAAUGACUUUUCCGAAGCCGACUGACAGUCUCUUAAACUCGACUAAAGAGUCGGCAAAUCUGCGAUGAUGACUCAGGUAUUAUCUUUUGUCCUAUGUAAGGCACUGGUGUGGAAAUGAUCAUGACUAGGGAACAGGUCGUGAACCGCGCCUUGUACAGCCAUUAAAGUUGUGUUCAAUAGAUCUUAUUUUCUCAAAUAUAAGGCUGUGGUUGCUGUCAAGUUUACUUUCAUAACAAUCAAACAAAUACUAAUAUAUUGGCCUAAAUCUGACAUUCAAGAAUUCCCAUAUCUCAUGUAAGCGAUAAAACUUGAUUUUCCCAUUCUUCUUUACCUGGAUAUCUCACCGGAAACACCUGUUAACCGAGCAUAUCAAUUAAUACCAUUUUACUUGCUGUUUUAAUUCGACUUUAUGACUUCAGGUUGUUUGCUCUGGUUAGGACACACAAAAGAAGACUCAACUCGCAUAAUGCUUAUCCCCUAUUAACGGAUGUGCAUCUAAAGUUCUGCCAACAGACUCCAAUUUUAUGUGGCAUUUUGUUCCAUUCACGGUAUUCCAAAGUCUAUUGGUAUUGAGCAGACUGAUACCACCUGUACCCCCAGGGGCGAUAACCAACAAUCACUAAUGCUGUAUUUAAGUUACUGAUUACUGACAGUCACUUUUUAAUAUGGAUACACCUCAGCAGGGUCUGGUUUCUGCCAAUCUUUUCUCCCUCAGCUGUAGAAUAUUUAACUGUGAACUGAUUGACAUCAGUAUACUGGCGUAUUUCAGCGAAACAGCGCAAUUUCAAAAAACAUUUGAUUGUCAGUUUCGGUCCAUCUCUUCAGUAACGCAUAUUAGACUUAUGCAAAUUCACAUCUUCAGCGCGUAGUCUAUUUUUGAAGAUAAGUAUAUCAAACUACCAUGUGUACAUUGGUUAAUAUUGCUAUACUACGUGCAGACUCCCAUUAAGAGUCUCAUAAUAUGCACGAAUUUUGUGGUCGGACUAGUAAUCAUUGAUUUGACCUCUUUCAAGGCCAUUUAAGCCGCCGAUCAGUAUUUUCAGUGCAGUCACACCUUCUGGGACGCAUUAAGACCCCAGUUCUGAGCAGCUUGCUCAUUCUCCAUUCCUGUAUACACAAGUCAAGUUUUAUGGCGCCGUGGGUUGACUGAAAGCUUUUUAGGCCCUCCAAGGCAUGCCUUUGCAUUGCAACCUGCUUAUAGCCUGUUGCCUCUGCACACUUACAGGCAUUUUUCAUUUCCGCACUGUCACGUUGUUUUGGCCCUCUGACCGACUUAUGGACCUUACUCCGAACUCUGCCCAGGUUGCCGGUGCGAAAGCUGACUGAGCGCGUUCCCCGACCCCGCUUUCCGCACAUUCCCUCCCCCGAUCUUGUCGCCACGUACGUGCGCCGGUGUCUUGCACCCUUUUCGUGUAUAGAGCUCUUUUCAGGCUCGAUAAACGGCGCAGAGCGUCUGAGCGCAGGCUAUCCAGAAUGCGACCGAUCACACCUCCACAAAUGUGGAAUAAAAUUAGGAGGGAACUUUAGGGUAGCCGUAGUCCAGGCCACCGUUGAUGGCUAGUCUAGGGCUUAAUCUAAUUUGCUUUGUUCGACGGUCGGAACCAUAGUAUUUGCUGAACCCAAUUGCGCACAACAAAACAUGCCAUUUGUGGGCUGGGAAGUGCGGUCCUGUUAAAAAUAGUGUUUCAGUCUUCUGUAUUCUCAAUUUAUUCUCAGUUAGAACCUCUUGCUUCUUAGUUCCGAACCGGCAUUGUUUCCUAAUGUUGCAAGACGAUUUUGUUGAUAAUGGGAAGCUAACAAUUGAUCGAACUCUUGCUCGGGUUUGCUUUAUGCUUGAAUCCUUUAUAAUUGUGGCAUGAGAGAAUCGGUACGUGAGAGAAAACUGUUGCCAACCUGGUAUUUUCACGAGUGUCGAGUGACAGAACGGAAAGUUCAGAAGAUUUAUUGUGGUGUACGCCGGUGUACGUCAUGAAUAAAGUUCCCACUUCAUAGAGGAAAGUAAUCAAUGUUUUGUGGGUAUUUUUAAGAAAAAUCACCUUGGCUUUUAGAUUAGUGUGUCGUUUACCACUUUAUUCCUCUUUUGUUUGAAUUGCUGGCGAAUUAGAAUAGGGAUCGCAACGUUUGGCUUUCAUGACAAUUUCAAAGGAGGAUCGCAUACUGAAUCGAAAAACUUCGACAGAUAGAAGCCUUUUAAUGCGAGUUCAAGGGUAAGUAUUAGGAAAUCCUGUGCUGGUCCUUAAUAAGCAAUCCACUUCUAAAAUGAAAAAUAAUGUCGCCAAAAACAGCCGCUUUACGUGAUUAACAUACUUACAUACUCCUCAGACAAUGCCCCUAAAAACUAUAGAACAAAAGGUCGUCUGAACUUGCAUGCAGCAAUAUAAACACUGUAGCUGGCAUACAGUUUCCCAUAACACGCAAAUUCAGAAAAGGUUUUCUGGGUGCAGAAAAAAAUAGGUAUUCCAGAUUCGGUUGUCAUAAUCCAGCCUGUGACUAUAAUGUUGGUGUCAGUUGAAACAGAAUAAUAUUCUUCCGACGAAAACGUUGGUGAUGCAUUCAAAGGCCAUCAGCUGAGUAGCUUUUUUCACAGAUAUGGUGCGUUUUAUUUACUCGAACGAUAUCUAAUCCGAUAGUGCAUAGACUAGUUCAUAAACUGUAGGGCAGCUUAAGUUCAUGAUAGCCCCAUCAGCUACAAAUAAUCACAGAUGACAACCCUUUUUCUUAAAUAUUAAAAUUUUACUGUUAGCAAGUUCAUUAAAGGAUCGUUCCUGAUUUCUUUCAUCCUAGUAUUUAGUUUUUGCCUGAAAGUCUACCACAAACACGUAACGCUCAGCCAGAUGUUCGAAGGAUCUCAGCUAUACGUUCUCUAGUGCAACACAGUUCCUCACUUAGUCAACGAACAUUUAGCAUUGACUGGACUUUAGGUCCACUUAAUGCCACUUCACAUCCGUGGUUCACAAUUGGGACUUCUUAGGCGAUGGGUUGCCAGAUACGUACAGCUAAUCACCACAGGGCUACACAUUCGAAAAUGCAAUGCAUAUUUUUUCAGGUUUUUUCAUUUGUCCUGACCGUGCAACAUUCGGCCGUCGAUUUCGAAGAUGUCCGCCGUGUGCUCCACAGCAUCGUGAGAGCAGGGACGAUGAUUGGCAAGUUAAUUAGUUGAUAGUGAUAGUAACCCUUCACAGCAUCCACCUCAUGCUCUCCUGCUCCUCACCUUGCCCUGGUGUCAAGACAGAGUCAAGAAGAUCGGAGGCGGGAGAGGCGGCAGGUAGCUGGCACAGCAAAAACUUGCAUCCAGGCGUACCGCCGCAUUCCCUGGUCCCCAAGGGAUACUGACUAGGAUUUUAUACGACAACAAAAAUGGAUGGGAAGCACGGAUCCCAAAUGGUGCGACGUGAGCCGCCAACUGGGCCUGGACAUUUAGUAUGCGUGCGGACUCCCGAUGGCCCCUGCCAGAAUCCUGCGUAGCUCCUAUGUUGGUCCAGCACGUGGCCCGUUUUAGAAAAAUUCCAUAUAGCCACCAGUUGUGCAGUCACUUUUAGUAUUUAAAAUUUCUCGGCCACAUACUGAGAAUUCUUUCAACAAGGCUUUCAAAGCACUCAUGCGAAAAUUCCGAGGUCUAUAUGAGUUCGACCACGUGCUCAUGUUUAGGCGAAUCAUUUCAGAUUGAAAUCAAAUCUUAUCCGCCAUAUUUUCGUGAUGUCCUUUCAACUUGUCGUAAUGCUGAAACUUCUCCUUCACGUUGAUAAGAGUGGUUUGCCGGCCUCUGUCUCGCUGUCAAAUCAGUUCUUAUCAUGGCAGUUGUGUGAAGUCUGGUAGGGAUGGAAAAGUGUCUCUUAUAAGGGUUGCUAGUAUUUUAAUGUAAACUGGCUUAGUCAGAGUAUUAUGGGAGUUGCAUUGGUAUCCCAUGUAUAGCUAGUUGUACCUGUCCGUGUUGAGCGAAACGAUGACUUCAGAAUCUCAUUUUGUCUGGGAUUUUCUAACGUUUUUAAAAUAUUAGAAACGGUAGUGAUGCAGCCUUGGUUAUAAAUUCUGUGUAAAACAAACCGUCUGCAAAAUGCAUUUCCUCUCCUUCCCGACCGUAUCUUCCCGUCAAUAGGACCAACGCUGAUUACGGAGUUAGAAUAUGCUUCAUCUUAAGUGGACUUUUUACAGCGAAAUGCGGUCAACAGGAGAUUUCUGCUUCACCUAGUACUCCUUCUAUUUCGCUUUACUGGAGCUGUUUGACUGUCUUCAUUUUGGUUCUUGUGCGUUAAGUAGGUCUGUGGGCUGAGAAAGCGGAGCAAGGUUGUUUGCGCGUCACAUUUACGUUGCUUCUAAAUACAAAUUCACUCAGAAUGCAAAAGCAGUUGCAGAGUUGCAUUCGGUGACAAUAGGGUGUAUGGCCUCCAAGUAGAUGGUAACGUCAAAAGUAUUUCCUAAAGUUCCUUGUGACUAUAAUUAUCAUUCCUUAUUCACCGUUCCCAUUGUUUCAAAUUUCCUUACCUUCCUGACUAAAUGAAACUUUACCAGCGGCGCUUUAUUCAAAGUCCGUUCUUUUUGAAAGUUUCUUAUUGCCCAUUUUUUAAUUAUCGUGCCCACUUUCCUUGCCAGAUUACAGCGUACGACAAGACUUUCGGCAGAAAUUUAUCUAUCUUCUGUGCCUUCUUGCUCUCCGUCCUGUGCUUUGUCCCAAUACGUAAAACUCCUUCUACCGCAGUUCAGCGUAUGACACGGUCCACACGCUAGUUCAAGUUAGUUGGGGGUCCCACAACCUAUCGUUACCGUGUAUUCUACUUGGGGGUGUUUCAUUAAAGGUCGUUUGGUCAGAAUUGAGAUGUGCAGGUGUAACCUUACCUAAUUAUCGUUCCAUGGUAUCUUACUACGCUUGCGGUUAUGAUAUCUCUGCUCAGUGACAGGAACCACACAAGAUGUUUGCGAAAUAUGCAAGAGACUCUUACCUGCAAUUUGAUUUAGCAUUCCUAGACUAGUCCUUCUGAAUACUAAUGUUUUCUCUUCCUACUGCUUAUAGCUGAACCUUAAAGUUAUAAUACUAAAAUAUGAUAGAAAAGUACUAGUUGAAAAGGUAAGGGAGACCACCUAAAACAGGCCACGUCGGAUUUGCGCUACGUCGACAGAGAGGAUGGAUUAGGGCAGGACACGUAUUAGUCGGGUUACACAGAUCCUCCGCAGUUCAUAACGAAUGUCACGCGUUAGGGGGCACGUCUGGGCGCAGGCUUAUGCCGCACCAGCCACCAGCGCUUAAGCCCUGCAUCAGAGGCCUGGUUGGCUCGGACAACAGACUGGUGCAUGGAGGCAGGGAUGGGAGAGCAGGGUCGACACUGCGGAAUCCUUUUCCACGACACUUCAACGCAUUUCUCACGUGCUUGAUAGUAUCACCUUGCGUUAAAUGUCCUGGCUUGGAAGCUUGUCAGUUGGCAGGGCAAAUCAGUCUCCUAAAGUUGGAAAAUCAGGCUGAAAUGGUUCCUCCUUAAUGUGGCCUAUACUGCCCUUAAGAAAUUUGGCUACCGUGGUCUGUGAAGCAAGAGGAGGGACCAGCUUGUGUAUAAGCCGAUAUUGCAGCUUCCGCACAUGAUGUCCCUCCGUAGAUGGAACCGCGAACACUUCAAGACUACUCGGACCGGCGUAUUCUACCCACUGUUUCGUCAUCCGUCGAUUGCUGAGGUGCAGCAGCUUCUACGAUCGGAGGGCUGUUAGCCGCGAUAACGGACUUGGUGCAGAGAUUGUUUUCCUAACACUGAGGUGGACGCGGAGCCGUCUAAUCAUAGAAAAUCGGUUUCCGUGUAAAAGUAAGGUGAAGAGAGUCUGAUCGACGUCUAUUUUCCUCGGCCAACUGGUAUGCAAUAUUUGAUGCUGUAGUGCUGGUGGACGUGUACCUCAAAUUGACUGCGCUGAGUCUGGUUGGGUCUCGUUCAUAACUAACCAUGCGCGUAACAUGUGCCAUGCGGCAGUUCACGCCAUUUCGGUCAGCGUGCCUAGUCUCAUCACCAGCCCACCAGAAGACUCGGAUGGGCCGCUGGUACACGGGUAAGGAGGAGGAGUGUGGGACCAAUACUGAAGUACUGCUCAUGGCUAUGAAUAGCGUUCCACAUUAAAAUAAAAGGCACGUCCUUCUGUUUGGUAACGUUAAACUGUUACAUCCUAUCACUUCAGCCAGAUCACCACUUUUAUCCCCAGUCGGUUCUACCUAAGCGGGCCGCUGAUAUCUAAACGAGGGAAGAUUACUUGAGCUCUGCCCACCUUGGAUCCACCCCAGUUAUCCUCUUAAGAUAUGCAUGAAUGCACGAAAGUAUGCUUUCAACAUACUCUAACAUAUUAAUAAUCGUAUUUGAAAAGCCUGCAACGCAGGAAGUAGUUCAGUCCUUCUCUCUCUUGCGGGUGAAUUUGUGAUUACUCUUUCGCGAAGUGACGUUUUUAGCACUCUCGCCUUUGAGAGACUUGGUACCACCUCUCUUUUUGAACAAUGGCUUAUGCAGAUUUAGGGGACUGCACAUGGGUGACACGCGUAUCACGGUCGUUUAUCCUCUUUAGCCACUUCGGCUACGUUCUUCACCGGUCUUCUUUACUCUGACUCGCUAUUGGAACGCUCUGUAUGAGAAGAAAGCAUGGCGUAGGCGCGGCGAAAGUCCGAUUCGCUUUGGAGAGAUUUAACUUUUUGUCAUCGUCCCAUAUCUAGAAUGUAAUAAUUCUCGUAUCUCGCGAUGGGUGACCUUGGGAACGAUGGUUUCCAAAAUAACCUUUAAGGUAAAUUUGCGUAGAUGGCAUGUCUUGCUUCCUUGCCGCUUCUCUACAGUGAUUCAUGUUUAAUUCGUCUUCAACUCUGUUCUUUACGACAGAUUGUUAUUCUUUUCAAUCCUAUUAGGGAGUGACCCGGGACUCCUGGUUUAUAUCAAGGCCUUCAAAUAUAGGGAUGUAGUAGGAAAUCUAUUUGUUUUAGCCUUGCAGAGCUAUUGAAAUUUUAAGUCGAUUUGAAGUCUUGAGUAUCGUGAAUCACUCCCUAUCCUUCCAACUUCAGAACCUUUGGAAGACAACUAAAGAAUAAGUAAUUUAUAGUUCUAAUUUGACAGUAGCGGACAUUCCAUGUACAUGUGUCAUAGAGCAGCGUGCUGAUGAGGAUGGAUUUAAACCACCAAGUUAGGGCUGAUUCCGCGCGACAGAAUGCAGCUCGCGAGUGGUCAGACUGGUGCUCUACAUCCGGCCUGUUAUUUCAUUGUCGAUUGCAAUAUUUCCUUGAAUCAUGAUUCCCGCGUAAGUCAACAUGCCUUGACGGUCAGAUGAUGGUCGGGGACGUUUAGUAUCUAUGUCGUUAAGCCCCUGCUGUAGGCUUCCUAAUUGUCUGUCUCGCGUUCAGUCAGUCCAGGUCUUCUCACCAAGAGAUGGAACAGUCCAGGAUGCGCAGCCAGUCAGCCUGUGUUGUGGCACUGCGUGCGCAGUUUUUGGAGGUCACAGUUUUAUUAUACCUCGUCAAUGAAAGCUGUUGCAAAGACCUGCAUUCUACUAGCGUUUAGGCGGCUUUUAUUUUAUUCCUUACGACGUUUAUUAGAAUGAGCUACAGCCAACACUAGGGGCAUUAUGACUGGCUGGGUACUUAGUGCCAUAGCAUUGUGUCGGUCUUGGCGGAGACAACUGAGGUCGACCAGUUUUCGGGGACCUAGGCCUGCCUGACGUUGCGGGAUUGCCGUACCACCUUUUAAAAUAUGUCCUUCUCCCCGUAGUAUUUGCCGCCCAAUUUCUUUUCAUAAAAUCGAUUAUCUUUGUGAGACUAUCAUUGAUAAAGCAGAAGCUUAUCCGCAUCCCUGGGUACUUCUCUCGGCAAAGAUCGUGGUUCUACGGUGAUUCUCUAAAAUACACAAACCAUAUUGGACGGUUUUAUUUUGCGUUUUGGGGCUCAUGACAACUACGUUCGUGGAGUUUCGCGUUGUUUGUCCUUUCUCUCAGAACUACGGAAAGAAGGCAUCAGUGUCCCCAGGGGCCACAGGCUUCUAUGCUUGCAGGCAUCAGCUGAAAUUCAGUCGACCUUCAAUGUUUUUCUUCACAGUUGUCGAAUGACCUACUAUCUGUCUCAGGGAUUUGAGCGAUACAGUGCCAGCUUUACUUUUUACUGGCAGAAGUUUGCAAAUGUCCUCGUUGUAAGUUGGAGAUGGAUACUUUGCGACCUCACGAAAAUUCUCAGCACAAAAGUCCCUAAUGAAGAAAUUUCACGAAGACAAUAUUCUUUGGUCUGGACUAAGUAACAGAGCAGUCUUUGAAAACUGUUAGUCAUAUAAGGUCUUGAUAGCAGCAAAGUCGAUUAUGUUAUGGUAUCCUGCAAAGUCCUAAACUUCCUAUCCUUGACUAUGUAUCAAAGUUUAAACAUCCCCAGAGGCCUUUAUUGCAGUGUUUGCACUCAGGAAAACACAGAUUAGGUUGUUUGGCUUAUGUAAGUCUGUUACAGUGUAUUGGUCUCGGACAGCAGUCAUUAGAUCUUCUCAUACAGGCGAAAUACAGUAGGUGGGCUAACUCAUGAAAUGUCAACCGAAAUUCCUAAACGCGUUUUCGUUUCGAAAAUAUUAAGUAAGUAGGGUUGUAAAAUUAAUCGUCGUGCAGCCUAAUUCUAUAAUAAGUCAAUUACCUCAGGGUGCCGGCUUUUGAAAGAAUUCCUUUUCGGCUGCACGCAGAAACUUUACUUUGUAAAAAAACAACUACUUAAGUAGCAUGCAUUUUUCUCAUUGAUUUUCGAUGUCCUUAAAAAUCCAGUAAGAUUUCAUGGCAAACAUGCAUAAAAAUAUUCAUUCUUUUACUCAUUCGGUCGAAAAUUACGUCUUCUUUCAAUUUUGCACUCGAAGAAAGGGUAUAAUUCGACUUUAAAAUGUUUCUAAUUGUGAGAUUUUUAAUACCGUGAAAGGCGAGUUGUAAAACUAAUCAUUCUGCAGUAGAAUUCUAUAAUAAUUCAGUUACCUCAGGAUGGCGGCUUUCGAACGAACUUCUUUUCUGUCGCAUGCAAAAAGCACACUUUAAAAAAUGACUACUUAAAUUGCAUGCAUUUUUCUCAUUGAUUUUCCGCGCCCCUAAAUGUCCAAUUACAUUUCAUGCGAAACAGGCAUACAACUAUUCAUUCUAACGCUCAGUCGAUAGAAACUUUCGUCUUCUUUCAAUCUUAUACUUGAAGGAAGGGUAUAAUUCGGUUUUUAAAGACUUUUCCAGUUCCCGAAUCGUUACACUUGGAUUCAAGUUUACGAACCUGCAAGCCGUAUAUUUUCCGCGUGCGGAAAACCACACAUUUCUCGAAGGUAUUAAGAUGAGACUAUAUGGGGUUCAUAAAAUUUAGCAGUGGAUUUGAUCCACGCUGUUAACUUUACAGGACACAUUGGCAAAUGCAGAGACAUUACGUCUUAUGAAUGGCCAUUUCAUUCUAACGAAUGAGUAAAAGAAUUACUAUUUUGUGUAUGCUUUCCUUGAAACGUAUUUGGACAUUCAGGAGCAUCGAAAAUCAAUGAGAAAAAUUCAUACUGCUUAAGUAGUCACUUUUACAGGAUAUGGUUUUCGCAUGCAACUGAAGGAAGUUCUUUCAAAAUUCGGCACCCUGAGGUAACUGAAUUAUUACAGAAUUAUACUGCAGACUGAUUAGUUUUACAACCCUACUUAAUUAAUCUUUUCGAAACGAACACGCAUUUCGGAAUUUCGGUUGACAAUUUAUGAAUUAGCCCACCUACUGUAUCUUCUUAGUCCUACCUCCUUUAAUUUUGUUUUAGGACUGAUUCAAUUUACUUGAACGGCUGCCGUUAAGAAAGUAGGCCAGAUCACUCUAAAUGUCUAAUCUCUUCCUGCCCUUAAGCAUUCGGCUCGUCUCUGCGGCUACUCAAAUAAAGCGAGGCUACUGAUAAAAAUGGAUGGAAUCAUAGAAAUUUCGCUCGAGUCCUCCGCAAUACACUCCACUUUACGUGUUAAGCAAACUGGAUAUGAAGCCGUCGGUUGCCGAAAAAUAUGCUAGACAUAACAACAAGGAGUACAUGUCAGUCUUUUGCGUAAAAACGUUUUCGCUUGCUGUUUAAAAACAGGCUGGCGGGAGGGUUCCGCAUGGGGCGAUAAGAGUAAAUGAGAGCAACCGAGAUUAACGGGGCCAAACCUGCGAGACUCUUCAAAGAAUAUGAAAAUCUAUCCUUUGAUAAUCAGUGAAAACUCGCGAAAGCGGUCGUUGUUCACACCAGUGUCUUGGCUCCCAUAAGAGUAUCGGUUCAAUUACCGUUAGUUUUUAUAAACCACGGCAGAGAAGAAUGUGGGUACAAGAUAACAUUUGUCAGAAUCCCGCGCAGCGCAUAUUUGGACCAAAACAUUUGAAGAUAAACCUUACUAAACCAACCAAUCAGUGUCUGAUCAGCCAGCAAUAUUUCUGCCUUUUGGUUGCAAAAUACAGGUUGGAUAUAUUUGUCUGAAAACUGUCGUUGCCAAAAAUAUGCAACACCUUCUUUGGGUAGAUGCAGAUUCUUUGGAAUUUAUACGAGAUGCUACCAAACAGAUCGCGAGCGCACAUCUGCUGUCCUGUUGACAUGGCCAUGCGGGUUUGCAGUUGAGUCCUAACCAGUCAUAUUUGCGCGUCUUUUUGAUUUCUGAGUUAUUUUCCACUGACAAACAUUUUGCUUUGUAAUACUCCAAUCUGGCCCUCUAUGUUGAUGAGCAGCUUUACUACGUUCGACGCCAGGGGUUCGCAAGCAUGUAUUUCUAAAUACUCAAGUCAGAAUAAAGGUAUGGAAACGGCCUCAGUGCUUAUCAAACAGCAAAUCCUAAGGACGGUAUAGCAAUUAUCUCUCGAAAGUUGACCGAUCUGAUGAAAUGCUGACCAAAAUUUCAAAAUGCGUUUUCGAUUAGGAAGGAUCACUUUGGCUGGGUUGUAAUACCGAUUAUCUUGCGGCAUAAUCCUGUAAUAUUUCGGACUCGGCAGAAUGUCAGCUUUUGAAUGCAUUUCUUUUCAAUCUUCUGCAGAAACCGUAUUUGGUAAAAAAAUAACAACCCAUGUCCCAUGCAUUUUUAUCAUUGAUUUUCGAUGGUCUAUCAAAUCCAAAUAUAUUUUAUAACGAACAUAAACAAAAACACUGUUUCUCUCACUCGUUUAAUAGGAAAUCAUGUCAACCUCAUAUUUUAUACUCGAAGAAUGAGCAUAAUCACAGUGGGUGACACAAAUCAUGAAAUGUAUCGAAAUUUACGAAUGAUUGCUAAUCACUCGCGAACCGACACCAAUCUGUGAAUCCAAUAUCUAUGCUAGUAAAGCACAAUUUUAAGAGAAUUAAAAGCAUAGAAUAAAUAAUAAGGGCAAUGUUGUGUUGUUUAGAAAUGCCAAUUUUUUAGAAAAGCGCAAAACCCCGGAAAACGUGACAUGAUUCCCUAUUAAACGAAUGAAAGAAAGAAUAUUUUUGUCUAUGUUCGUUAUAAAAUAUAUUUGAACUCGCAAGACUAUCGAAAAUGAAAAAUAAACGUGCAUGCGACAUAGGUAGUCAUUUUUUACUGGAGAUUAAAAAGAUGUCCAUUCAAAAGCCGACAUCCUGCGGCAAGAUAAUCGAUAUUACAACCUAACCAAAGUAAUCCUUCCUAAUCAAAAACGCACUUCAGAAUCGUGGCCAACAUUUUAUGGGAUCAUUCACUCACUGUAAGUAUCUCUUGCCGAUCUGUCAUGACUAAAAGAUGGAGCCCCGAACGGGUUUGACAUAACGUGAAGUUUCGAUACUAUGCAGGCAGUCGUACAGUGCAAAAAUCCAUUAUCAGAAAGGGUCACUGACCGAGACAGGGGUGAAUGCAGUGACGAUUUUUAACAUACUUGCAGUCACCAACCCGGCACGCCCGGACAACAUAGACGGACGACUUGGAGCUACGACGUGCGUUAGCGGACCACCAAGCAUAUGAGUCCAAAUAUCUGCCAUACAUCACAGACGAAAAUCCUGCCAACCAUGACUGGCAACAUAAAUAGUUAAGUGUAAAUGAAAGUGACGGGCGAUUCCUUAUUGACUUGGAGCUUCGGUCCGGGUUCUUCAUUUAGUUAGAUGGCUACCGGCGCUCAGUUUGCGACGCGUCACCGGCAGGGAGAAUGAAAACUGUAGUUCAACAGCAGUUGCUUCCAGACAUCGAUCUAGAACAACUUGACCGUGUGCUUGGACGGCGGUCUGAGCUUUUACUUCAAUUCGGCAGAUUGCCAAGUAUUUGGCUUAAACGUUUUGUCAUUCAGACAUUGAAAUACUAUGACCAGGGUUUCAGGAACAGGAGGCGUUGGUCACAAAUGCUCGAUUAAAAUUUAUCGGCUUUGUCAACAUGCCCCCCAGAGAACCCCUUACAUCCUUAACAAGUCAGCUAGAAACACUAACGAUCAAGAAAUUUGCAGAAACGCCUGUCAUUAAAUACAGUAAUCAACGGGCUUUAAUAAUCCUUCAUUUAUGAUAAUAGUUGACCUGGACUAAUAUCCUGAUAUUUGCUUCAGUCUUAAAAGUUAUUUAAGACGUACUCCUCCUGACGGGUUCUCGCGGAAAUAUCCUACAUCUGCGAGAAACUGGCAACCAAGCGUCCUGCGUAUUGCCCAACCCAAGGGGAGCUCAAAGCCUAGUCCCCAGUCCAGCACUAGCUUCGACUACUACUCGUUAACCUGAAUCCAUGUUACCUAAAGGAUUUAAAAAGUGCAAACUGAAGAAGUUCGCCGGUGCGCUCACGAGGACAUGCCAGCGAGCUUCAAUUUGAAAUGUACAUUUCCAGCGCAGAUGACCUUUCUCAUCUGUAUAUGCCUCAGGUAGCAUCUCUUCAUGCACGAACGUCGUUAUCUCAUACAGCCUAACUGCCUGCCGGCGAGUUGCUUCCAUUUCCCCAAAAAACACUCGUGCUUCCCGGUUGUUGGUGAUUUCGUGUUUCUUCUAUCUCUUUCAGCCUGUGAGCAGGAUGACCUACUAGGCAUGAUCUCGCUUGCUAUUACCGACACCCAGAUCACGGCCUCCUCAGUUCUGAAUAGUCCAUGGUCUAAGGACUGCGCGCCAGCUAAUGGACGUCUGUAUCUGCCCAAUGGUUUGGCGUGGUGCCCCAAGUACAAGUCUUCUACAGAGUGGCUCCAAGUGGACCUCGGAAUUCGUGCAACGGUACUCCUAAAAAGACCACCUUGGUUUUUCCUAUUCUGACUGAUUAAAUAGGGAUAUCUGGAGCAGGACGUAUUAACGUGUCCUCACAGAUUAAGGCUUAAACUGAAAAUUUGCAAUUUCCUAUGUAGGCGUAUUGUCGACGAUGAGCAGACUCGCUUAAACGGUUAGCUUUUUGCUAAAGCGACUUUAGUGAAUAAAACAUAUAAAACUCGAUUUUACGGCCAUGUAUGUCACAACAUUUAUUUCUUCUACAGAAGACAUUUUGGUCAGUCUCCAAAUAAUUUUAAACUCUUGCUUUGCAAAAAAAACUCUACUUUUUCACCUCAGUUUGAGUGCAAUCUUCGUAAGUUUGCUGAACUACAAGUGUGAUUGCGUUUGCAAGGGAAAUAUUCCUUCGUACUAUUUGUAGUGGCGAUCUGCACGCCAACACUUUUGGUGUUUGGAUGCUAUAAAAUUCUUUCACUUAUGUUAAGAACAAAAUUGACUUUUCAGUAGUGCGAGAAGACCAAGUCAUUGAUAAACUGGCGUAUGAUAUGCCCAAAAUAGCCAUUAAUAAUCUUUUAAGACUUUAAGAGCGUCAGAUAUUCUGUUAGACCACGUCUAUACAAUUAGUAACUAAAAAUGAGUUACCUGGUUUCCUUUGGAAUUAUCAAACUUUGUUCGCAUUACGCAGCUGCAUGGCAUGAAUGCAAAUGCCUUCAUCUAUAAUUUGUAUUUCUUUUUCCAGAAAGACAUUUUUUGGAUCUUAUUAGCUCUAAAAGGCGGCUUCCUUAUGUAUUUACAGUGCGCAAUCGCCCGAAUUUGUGUUUUGAAUUGACACAUAUGGUGCUAGUAGUUAAUAUCGUUUCUGUUGUUGAGGCUGCAAUAUUAACUACAUUUCGUCCUCUGUCCUCCAGAUAAAACAUCGCGUCAUAAGGCGUGUAGCCCAGCUGAAAUAAAGUCACAGUACACCUUUUAGCCCGGAAAAGAAAGAGGCACUUGUGGUUUGAUAACGUCACAAAGCAGUUAUCACAAAUUGCUCUAUAAAGUGUCGCCUGACAAAAUCCUCUCAUUCAUGACUAAAAUGGAAACAUUAGCGCCGCAUUAAACGGGCGAGUGAGGUAGCAAAUGCCUCGUCGUAUAAACAGUUUACACACACCAGAUGUUUUAAAAAGCAACUUUGUACACUAUGAUAUUGUUAAUAUCCUAGUAUUAGUCUUUAGUAAUCGACCUGUGUCGAAUAGGAUUCACUAUAAAUAUGUCCUAUUUACAACAAAAGGCGUCGACUGUGAUCGUAAUGGUUUACUGAAGCAGACUUCAAGUCUGUCGAACGCUUUGCUCUCGUACACACUACGCUUUUGUCGGCAGCCUUCGAGUUAAUUUUGCAAGGCAUCUGGAGCGGAGAGCUGGUUUGUAGCCGAGGUUCUAACGACUUUAGGUGUUGGUGUAGUUUACAAACACAGCCUGCUGCGCAGCUUCAACCUGAGGCACGAAUUUGUCUGAUUCACUUUGGCCUUGGAGCUGUACGCUCUUAGGUGGCCACUGUGUAACGCGGAAGCACACGAAGGCCUCAAACUACGCACAUAAUUAACACUCAUAAGGCCUCAAAAGGGCGGAAAAACUUAAAGACGAGACCCGACUAUGCCGCCGUUUAGUGCCGCUCACCAACUUUAUUGCAAUUCCAUGCAAAUUAACUGCCUACACGACCUAAAGCGCAGCCUUUAAAAGGCAAAAGGGGAAUUGUUUGAGGCAGUGGGCCGUGGUGGCCUGCUAGCUGACAUAUGUAUUUGACGUAGGUAAUUUUUUUUAUAAAAGUGUAAGUCUAUUUGGUAGUGGAGGCGCAUUGCUUUACUUCUCACAAACAAGGCCAAAAUUCCCGGUUCCCGAAAAAUAAUACCGAAUGACGAGACGUUACUCCGCUGCAUCCUUAAUAUAGACAUGAGUUUGAAGUAGACCAUGUUCACGAAUAAGGGACGGAUGAUUAUGUUCCAGGUGUAUCUACGAGUAAGGUAGAACAGGAGGUUUAUCGAGUACCGGGACCAUUUCUUUAUGUCCGAGUUUACAGACGCGUACCAGAGUCUAUUCUCAGAGAUGACAAUAUCUCUAAAGGACAAAUGACGGUUAUAGAGCUUAUUACCCAAUUAACGGCCAGUAUUACGAGUUCGAAGGUGACUCUGUGUGCGGACGCUAGAUCAGUACAUUGGUCGAUUGUAUUCGUAUCAUAGACCUACAGUGCGUGACCUAUCUCAUGAAAUGUUGGCUGAAAUUCUGAAGGAUUACUUGGUCGCGAUUACUAUUACUUUUACUAUUUCUUUUAGUCAAUCACUAGAGAAGCACGUCUUCUUUAUAUUUCAUACUUAAGAAAUGGGUAUAAUUAGGUUUUAAAAAAGUUUUCUAAUUGCCGAUAAAUUUGAAGCCUGAUCAUUCGUUGCAUUAGUGCUUAGCGAUUACACUCUACAAGGUGCAUGCGUUCCGCGUAAAGAAAAUCCCAUAUUUUUCUAUGUCAUUAAAGAGAUAUCAUACAGGGUCCAUAAAAUUUUGCAAUGGAUGCGGACCAUGUACAUUUCAUGAGGAGCAGUGGUAAACGGCCAGGUACGAUGCUCUGUGAAUGGACAUAUCGCGGUCUUAAAAAGUCUCAUAAUUAGAAACUUAUUUAAAACCUAAUUAUACUCCUUCCUUAAGUAUAAAAUAUAAAGAAGACGUGAUUCUCUAUUGAUUGACUAAAAGAAAGCACAUUUUUGUUUAUGAUUUCUAUAAAAUACAUUUGAAUUUCCAAGACCAUCGAAAAUCAAUGGGAAAAAUGCAUGCUACUUAAGAAGUCAUUUUUUACCGAGCCCGCUUUCUACAGGAGAUUGAAAAGAAUUGCAUUUUAAAGCCGACAUCCUGCCGAGUCGGAAAUGUUAUAAGAGUAUGCCUUAAGAUAAUCAGUAUCACAACCGCGACCAAGUAAUCCUUCCUAAUCGAAAACGCAUUUCAGAAUUUCAGCCAACAUUUCAUGAGAUAGGUCACGCACUGUAGGUCUCUGAUACGAAUGCAAUCGACCAAUGUACUGAUCUAGGCUUAAAACAACUCUCGGCUUGUCUUGCUUUCGACACUGCCAAUUAUCAUAACGUCUACGAACCUCUAGUCGUGGUCAGUUUCGAAGGUGUGGACAGCCAAAUGCGAUAAUUCGGCACUCUGUCGCACCGCCGGCUUAUGCCUAUAUGUGCGCAAUCCGGCAGUGCGUUUGGCCUGACGUGCGUAACUAAACCGGCUGGUUUACAGGCUCAGAGAGUCGGCUAGUGCGUGGAAGAGGAGAGUGAGAGCGAAAGCAAUCCUGGUCAAUCCAUCCGCACGGCACUUUAGAGCAUCCCUCACUCUGGUAAAUGUGACACACAUUGAAACUCUCACGACGCGCUAAAAGUCGUGGCUUGGAAGACUGCCAAGUGACAGGGCAAAUCGAUUCUCUCAAUCAAUACGGUGUGCAUGUGGGGUAACUAGCUCAAAGACUGCGAUCCAGAUUCAAAGGCUCCUUGGCACUCUGACUGAGAUGGGAUCCGAACCGCCUCCUUCUCUUUGUGAAAACCUAGACCACUGCGCUAGGACCGGGUCGUGUGUUGCGGGUGCUUGGCGCCCUGUCCGCUGCGCGUCACAUUUGCUCUCGGGCUCCCGUGCAACUUCGAGCACAAUGAAAAUUAACCAAGUUGUUCCUGUGCUUGAGCAGCCUCCUUCUUUUUUAUUCAUAGACAAAGCUAGUUGGGCACGGAAAUACCUGUAUGAUAUAAGUUUUCGAACCUGUUUCCCCAGCUCGUAGUCAGACUUAUGAACAAUGUAUACAAGCACUUAAACGCUGCCACAUCUAACGACAGAUUUUGUGGCUGUAUGAACUUUGUGCCAAUAGGCCAUCAUGACAUUCGGCUACCAGGUGGGGUGAGGUAACUGUGUCAGUCUCCGCUGAUUCUUGAUAAUAUUGUACGUAGUUUUUAAAUGAGCAUGCCAACUGAUGCAUAUCUUGUCUCAGUACACCGCUUCUAGAAACUCACUGAUACGUGUUUAGGCAGGUGCCAGUAGUGAGCGUUUUCCAACUUGCAAGCGCGUACCUUGUUUCUAGUGCGUGCAUGAAUACCUGAAACAAACUGCCUUGACUCCUCAUCAUUAGCUGCUUAUCACAUAUACCGCAGAUGCGGGUUUUUAGGUUUGGCCGCAGUAGAUUGCAUCAUAGCUGGCGCGUAGAAUUUUACGAAUUAUUUCCUCUCUACCGAUAUUGCCAUAGGAUGUAUACGCUGGAUGCGUAAGGUAGUCAUAAGUCCGUAUGCUACCUGCGUCCGGUGUUUUUUGGCUGACUGCCGACUUUGCUAUUUCCCAAAGAACUUGAUCUAUUCCAGCACAUGCCCACUAAUAAGGCGUCGCCCGUACACUUUUCUUUGGCGUUGGUGUUGAUGCUUGUGCCCAAGCAGAGUCUCACUUUUUUCGCUUCCUUCCUCUAUCUCUUCUUAAUUGUGUUUAGGGUUGCCAUAGCUUUCCCACCCCAACACCUAUUUAGCGUUCCUUCGGUCCCUUGCCAAGACAACGGUGAAACAGCAAGCCUGACAACAAAAGGAAACGAAUAGUCCGCAUACAUGGGCACUUUAGCGGCUUGCCAGGUGUUGCGCCUGUCAUGCCUGACAUCACUACCGUCUCCUUUUUCUGACGUCACCAGUGGAGGUGAGGGUGUGGAUGUUAGAACACUGUUCUCGCAACCUCCAAUUUGAAUGUAACACCCAGUCGGCUAUUACGCCUGCGUUUUCUCUCCUUGCCCUCAGACUGGUUAAAGUUUUUGGCUACGUCUGCCUACGUUCAAGAGACCACCCGCAUUAUUGGCAUGCUCAUUCCAUUCGCUCUUUACCCUUGACCUUUGAAUUCGAUUUUUAAGUGUGCUUGGAUAAGUGAAAGUUGGAAGGGUUGAUCUUCCGAACUUUGCGUCAUUUCACUCAUUUUUUUCGGUUAGACUCUCACAUUAACGUCCGUGUUUGCCUAGUGAGACCAGUCGUUUCUGGAUCGAUCGUAGUUCAAUUUUCGACGCCAUACCCUGUCCAACUUUCCGAGUAGGUGUGUGGUGGAAAUUGGAAUAGACACCGGCCAUGAAAAUUCUGUUAGCUGCAGAUAACGAAAUGUAUGCGUGUUCAGCUAAUUCACUAAGAUUUUCUUACUCUCCUCGCAAUCUUAUAUUUAUCUUUUGCGGCACCUGCAUCCGACAACUUCCUCAAAAAAUCAUUUUUAACCAUCUCACUCAUUAACGCUCAUAUGACCAGCAAGCACAAUUACGGUUAACAUCAAUAGUACUGAAAAUACGAUUCCCAGGUGGUAUAUCAAAAGAAGAGGGGGCGUUCACCGGAAGAGGUUUAUUUGAGGUCCGACGUUUCGAGUAGUUCAUUCGUCGACCCAUCUUCAGAGACUGGGAAGUCCUGUGCACAGCUCCCCUUAUAAUGGUGCCCUUUGUCCAAUGCGUGAUCCGCCAAUGCCGCCUGUGUGGCUGCAUCCAACCCGCAUGUCACCGUGACCUGAAUCGCCCCCGUCGGCCGCGGAGAUGACUGACGGCGACAUUAUAAGGGGAGCUCUGCACAGGAUUUUCCAGUCUCUGAAGAUGGGUAGACGAAUGAACUACUCGAAACGUCGGACCUCAAAUAACCCCCCCCCCCCCCGGUGAACGCCCCCUCUUUUUUGACAGUUAUUGUUUUCUGUCCGAUAUAUUACAUUCGACGAAAAUAAGUUUUACCACUUCCUAUUGUUCCUGUUGUACUGCAAGUGUGCAAGAAAAUGUAGUGGAUUUCCUUUAAAUUUAUAACUACUGUAGGUGAUGUUUAAGUGCUCAUGGCAUAGCAAAAGCCCGUCAUUAUAGUUUGGCCGCCACAAGUAACGGGGUCCGACACUGUUUCACGAAGCGCUCGUUAUUUGUUUAUAGUGGGGCAGCCUUGCUAUGCAUUUACUUUAACUUUUCCUCCGGCAUCCGCCGCAGUCCGAUGAAAGAUCAAGUCAAGAAGAUCGAACCUGUGUGUAAGUGCAGCGGUCAAAAGGUCUGCAAGCGUGUGCUACGCCAGUAUCAUCAAACUGUCGCUAUCUCGGUCUGGUACGGGCUGGCAGUUCCCUGCCGGUAGAUGCGCUUGCGCUCCUGAUGGGUAUGCAAGUGGUAGGGAUGGCUGCCCGGUCAUCAUCCUUGUCCUUCUAAUCCCUGUUGGGGUGAUGUUGUAGUUGCUGCUCAAAAACCUGGUCAUUUCCUAUGGGGGCCGGGGGGAUGGAGUGGAACGCGGACGUGCAGGCUCGACCGCGCCAUCCACCUGCGCCCUCCACCGCCCCCGGUCUUCCAGACUCUGUCUUGACACCGGAUGCCGGUGGGAAAUUGGGAGGAUAGACUGCGGUAACUGCUGCGCAAGUCCACUAUCACAAUUAAUUAAUUCACGUGCAAGUCACCGUGUCUGCUUCACCUUUCAGUGGAUCACGCAGUGGACAUCGCCGGCAACGACGAUAGAACUGUAGAGUGCGGUGGUGAACAAAGUUAGACUACAUGUGCCACACACAACGUGGUACUUAAAACCACGUUAGUCAAGAUUCAUGUAGGGACUCUUACGGUAGUCCAGACUUUGGACCACUGUUCACAGGGGUAACAGUCAUUUCAGUUCCCUUUCUAAUCGUUUUCAGAUCACCGGUAUUCUUCUACAGGGUCGUGGCGACGGCCGUGAGUGGGUGUCCUCGUUCACUGUCUCGUUCAGCAACGACGGCAACUUCUGGACAGCGAUACUUAACCAGUACGGGAACGUACAGGUAAGCAACAUCUAGAUGUUAUUGCCACAGUUUCACCCAAGACUGUCCAGUAGGGCGGUGAUUCACUUUCACGAAACCGCGUCACUGCAAUGUUACCCGCUACUUUUGCAGAAAAAAGUGUAUAAAUACGUCCUCCUCAUCAUAAUAGAGCAAAUCGCCCUUUCAAAAGUGAUGUCAAAUGAACUGUUACACAUGGAGCCAAUUAGUCCUACAAUGAAGGAAACAUCGCUGAUAAAGCGUGACUUCACAUGUUAAAUCAAAAGAGCGACGUCUUAUUGCCACUGUGCUAAGUACGGUAGGUGGGCUAACUCAUGAAAAGUCAACAGAAAUUCCCAAAUGCGUUUUCGAUUCGCUAAGAUUAAUUAAGUAGGGUUACAAAACUAAACAGUUUGAAAUAUAAUUCUAUAAUAAUUCAGUUACCUCAGGAUGCCGAAUUUCGAAAGAACUUCCUUUGGUUGCAUGCAAAAACUACACUCUAUAAAAAACGACUACUUAAGUAGGGUGCAUUUUACUCAUUGAUUUUCGAUGCCCCUAAAAGUUCCAUUAUAUUUCAUGGAAAACAUACACAAAAAUAGUUAUUCUUUUACUCAUUCGGUAGAAAAUUACAUCUUCUUUCAGGUUUACACUCAAAGGAGGGACAUAAUUCGGAUUUAGAAAAGUUUCUAACUGUGGAACUUUUAAAUACCGUGAAAUGGCCAUUCAUAAAUCGUCAUGUCUCUGCAUUUACCAAUGUGGCCUGUAAAGUUACCAAUAUGGAUCAAAUCCAUUGUUAAAUUCUAUGAACGAUAUAGGGUCCCCCUUUAUUACCGUGGAGAAAUGUGUGGUUUUCCGUACGCGGAAAAUAUACGACUUGUAGUUUCGAAACCCUGAAUCCAAAGGUAACGUUAGAACGGGUUCAAAAUUAUCCGGGAAUUGGAAACGUUUUUAAAAACCAAAUUAUAUUCUUCCUUCGGGUAUAAAAUUAGAAAAAGACGUAAUUUUCCACCGAAUGAACAAAAGAAUGAAUAUUUUAUGCAUGCUUUCCAUUAACUAUAAUUGGACUUUUAGGGGCAUCGAAAAGCAAUGAGGAAACUUCAUGCUAAUUAAGUAGUCAUUUCUUAAAGAAUGUGCUUUCUACAUGCGACCGGAAAGAAGUUUGCUCUAAAGCCGGCAUUCUGAGGUAAUUGAAAUAUUAUAGAAUUAUGUUGCAGGCUGACUAGUUUUACAAUCCUACUUAAUUAAUCUUUUCGAAACGAAAACGCAUUUGGGAAUUUCGGUUGGCAUUUCCUGAGUUAGCCCACCCCCUGUACAUCCAUCACCUUAGGUAAGAAACGUUAGCGAGUGGUUCGUAAUGCCAUUGUCAAACCCGAGACCUUCAGUUAAAACUCACUUAUCGUUGAAAAGAAUUGCACUUAAUAUGCGUUUCUUAUUGCAUCCAGCGCCCAUAUCUAAGCUUCCGCGUACUGACGCUGCGUCCUUUUCAGAGGACUGAUUUUUAUCGCACGCCCACACAAGCGUAUAUAUGACCAUCCCAGUGUCCGCUUGUCCUUGUCAGUGUCCCCUCCUACUGGGUUCUGUGUGACUGCCUGCGAAAACACUAGAUUGAGGUCCAAGGCGCAACGGGGACAGUGUGUCCCACAACUUGAUCGGUGAACGCCCAUCUCGCGGUAUUAUGCAUGCACACCCAGCUGGCGCAUUUGAAGGCUCCCUGGGCGGCGGGCAAACCUCAUAACUCAAAUUCCUAAUGAACACGAAAGCAAUAGCUUAAGCUUUCACGAGACAGAUAUCGUAAUCAUGGGGGGGGAGUUGAGACACUCGUUGACUGCAUUUGGAAAAGCGACAAUGACUUCCAUGGUUCUAGAAUAAGUCCCGAACAAGCCGGAUACCAACAGAAUUCGGGGGAAUGGGCAAAUGACAAGGGACUUUAUCUGGGCAUCAUGCAUAAUGCUAACACGCACAUUCCGCCGAAGCGCUUGUCUCUUAUUUUUCAUUCAGAGAAACUCUGAGGUGAAUGACGCCUGCCACAAAAUUACCAGCUUUUCUCUUAACCAAUAUACUGGGUGCCUUAUAAAAGGUACCGCAGUUAACUGACUGCCGGUUUUGGGCGUCAUGGCUAUAGGGGCAUGUUCGUUAAUCUUUUAAGCAUUUGAAGUUGUUAGCUAUGAAGAGUAGGUGGGCUAACUCAUGAAAUGUCAACAGAAAUUCCGAAAUGCGUUUUCGUUUCGAAAAGAUUGAUUCAGUAGGGUUGUAAAACUAGUCAGCCUACAACAUAAUCCUAUAAUGUUUCAGUUGCCUCAGGAUGCCGGCUUUCCAAUGAACUUCCGUCCGUCUGCAUGCAAAAGUCACAAUCCGUGAAAAACGAUUGCUUAAGUAAAAUGCAUUUUUCUCAUUGAUUCUCGAUCCCCCUAAAAGUCCAAUUGUAUUUCAUGGAAAACAUGCAUAAAAAUAUUCAUUCUUUUCCUCAUUCGGUAGAAACUAACGUUGUCUUCUAAUUUUAUACUCAAAGGAGGGACAUAAUUCAGUUUUAAAAAAGUUUUCAAUUGUGGAACUUUUAAAUACCGUGAAAUGGCCAUUCAUAAAUCGUCAUGUCUCUGCAUUUACCAAUGUGGCCUGUAAAGUUAACAACAUGGAUCAAAUCCACUUCUAAGUUUUAUGAACCCUAUAUAGUCCCCCUUUAUAUCGGUAGAGAACUGUGUGGUUUUCCGUACGCGGAAAAUACCCGGUUUUUAGUUUCGAAACUCUGAAUCCAAGUGUAACGGUAGAACGGGUUCAAAAUUAUUCGGAAAUUGGAAAAGUUUUUAAACACCGAAAUAUACCCUUCCUUCGAACAUAAAAUUGGAAGACGUCAUUUUCUACCGAAUGAGCAAAAGUGUGAAUAUUUUCAUUUAUGUUUUCCAUGAAAUAUAAUUAGACAUUUAGGGACAUCAAAAAUGAUUGAGAAAAAUGCAAGCAAAUAUGAAGUCAUUUUUAAAGAGAGUAGUUUUUGCAUGCAGCCCGAAGGAAGUUCAUUCAAAUGCCGGCAUCCAGAGGCAACUGAAAUGUUAUAGAAUUAUAUAGCAGGCUGACUAGUUUUACAAGCCUACUUAAUUAAUCUUUUCGAAACGAAAACGCAUUUCGGAAUUUCGGUUGACAUUUCAUUAGUUAGCCCACCUACUGUAGGUAGUGCGCUCCCCUGCCGGAAUCCGAUAUAAAGCAAAUAAGGCAAACCUUGCCAUUUGGGGUCCCCUGUCUUUUUCAGUGUCACCAGUCAGAGGGCUGGUAGUCGACGCCAAAAUGGUUAGACUUCCAGCCUUUAGAUUAACAAUGCUACAUUUUAAACCACUGUGAUAUGAACAAGGGGGGCACGGCCUAAUUACCUCGCCCGUACUUCUGUUUAAGAUCAUAAGCAGUGGCGCGGGUCGAGGUGUUUUGACUGUGGCAUGUUUGAGCGGCCUGUACUGGAAUUUAGGUUUGACUACUUUUAGACUACAUUAACAAAGCGUAAGAAAAAUGAGCACGCCCGAGAGGCGAAUAGCAACCCGUUUACUCUAAAGCUGCUGAUUGAUGGAUGCGCCUUCCCAUGCUUACUUUUCAGGUUUUCGAUGGGAAUACGGACUCGUUCCAAGUAAAGCACGCUUACCUCGACUACCCCGUCAUAGCCCGUUAUGUGCGCAUCCAUCCCUUCGCAUGGAACGGACACCCCAGCAUGCGCGUUGAACUUAUCGGCUGCCAGCGUAAGAAUGUUUUAAUGAGCGCGAAUUUAAUCAACCGACUGAGAUAGGGGUAUAUAAAACUGUCACCAAUAUUCACGUUCAUCCUGCUGUCACUAUCCCUUGUUCUGAAUCUACUGUAAGCGUUUUCUCCUUCGAGCUCCAAGAACUUCAAUUAAAAUUGCGAAGACUACUUAAUAGGGAACACUCUACUGAUUUUAUUAAUAAGGCCAAAUGCGAUAUGUGAAUUAAGCCUAUUCACCAUCAAUUCAUUGCAAAUUCAGUGGGCAUGGCGUUUACAAAAGGGUUCAUUUGAUGAAGAUUAUUUACUUCUAAACAUUAUUGGCUAAUUCAUUUCCGUUAACAUAUUCAUGGAUAUUCGAGUAAAUCCGUCAAAAAUCUUACAUUUAAACAGAAUCUGAUGGACAUAUGAUUGAAGACAUUCACAUUUAGUACACUUUGGUGCUAAAAUUGUAAGAGGACGCGUCACACAGAAGGGGGAAUCCAAUUAAUAAAUUACUGACCUCGUUGCGAGUGUCUUUUUCCAUAUUCAACCCAUUCUUAAGUUGCCUCAUAUAUACUUUCUUUUUUCUACUCUUUUUUCUACGAUUGCUGACCGUGGACAAUCGAAUAAAGUAAAAGACGACCACAUGAGGGAAAUUCCAAAAUAGCACUCACGCAUGGUGUUAACAGGCGUUUACUGUAAACCAUAGAGACUCAUUAAAAUGUUAGGGGGCGCUCACCGAUCGUUCAUACGGAACUCAUUAAAAACAAUUGAGCAGGUCUGUUCAGUCCCCCCGACACCAAGGUAGGAGUUAAACUGUGCGUUGUAACAUAUCUGAGGUUGAUUAAAAGAACUGAACAUAGUUGGGUACCCGUGAAAUGUACAUUGUUGGGGAUAUUCUGGGGACUAAUUUCGCUUUGAGGCCUCAAGCAAAAUCAAAAAGAGAAAUAAACACUAGUGUGAAACAUCAAUGUAUUCAAUGAGAUCUUGUUUGACACUAGUCCAGUCGCUUCAGCAAUUCGGCAUUUUAGGCCUCAACAAGCGUUCGCCAAUCGAGAUAUGUGAAGCAGCACUUGAAAAUUAGUAGUUUGUUUUUUUAUGCAUUUAGCUGCUGUAGAUCAAAACACAGUUCUUUCGGUGCACUUUAGGCUAAAUAGGAUUGGGGCUGUCAAUUGCGAGCAUUCUGUUGUGUAUUUAGAGAUUCUGGAGCCAGAUGCACAAAAAAUUUUCGAAAAAUGUCUAAAAACUAGGAGGAUUCUAACCAAGGAUAUUUUAAAUAAAUACUUUAACAUAAGGUAUUUUUUGUCGCAGAAACAUUGGCAAUUUUUCAGCCUCCUCCGUCAUUAUGAACAGCUCAUGUCUUUUCAUUGCAGCCUGUAAACAGUUACUCGGAACCCCACCCUACGCCCGGUAUGCAGCAUCCUCGACUCGAAAUAAACGAAACACACGUUCCUGUAAUCCCGAAGAUGGCCACUACUUGAGCAACAGAGCUUGGUGUGCGAAACGCCAGAACGGUGAGUCCUUGUUGAUGGUCUCAUCAAUUUCGGUCUAGACUUCUACACUACUUGCUAUCGAGCAUAUCAUAACCCCGGAUGCGUUCGAUUUCCUUGGUGUCGUUUAAAACUCUUGCAGGUGAUUUUUCUAUUAGAGGAAUAUUUUUUGUGUGAGCAAAAUUUGGUGUGCUAUCGAAAUGGUUGAUUGAAAUUAUUUCAACGCAGUAAGUGUUACGAGCCGUCAAUACGAUAUAACGGUCCGUGCUACUCGCCUUGACAAUCGUUUUGAGCUUUUGCUUCCACUGUCAUGACGUUAAUCACUGCUAGUAUAUACCUCUUUAUCGAAACCAGAUGACCUACUGCUAUAUUUUCACCCGCAGCACUUUUAAAACGUAGACUCCGCACGACAUAAAAAUCUCUGCCUUUCUGUCAAAAGGGAGUUGUCUUAAAAUUCUGGAUAUACAAUCGAGGUCCGUUUAGUUAAGCUGUGCGGAGACUCCAGUGGUAGACGGCUCAUUCAGAUGAGCUUUCCGACCUUGGCUUUCAUUCUAUCUUGCGUUUUGGAUUUAGUUAUUGAUUUUCUAUAUCUCCAUUAAAGUGGGAUGGUAGGAUGCACGAAUCAGUCUGUCGGUCAAUUAUAGAAGCUCAAAACGCACGUAGUCGUGCUAUCUCAUGCAAUGUUAUCUGGAAUUCAAAAAGUUGACUUCAAUUAUAGAAGUCAACUUAGGUAGGGUCGUGAGACAAAGUGUCGUGCGGCAUAAUCACAAGAUAAGUCAGUCACGUCAAGAUGUCGGCCUUUCAACGAAUUUCUUCUCGGCCGCUUGCAGCAACCUAACUUCGUAAAUAAUGAUUACUUGAGCAGUGGGAAUUUUUCUUAUUAAUCUUUGUUACCGUUAUAAAUUCAAACACAUUUUAUAGAAAACAUGCGCAAAAAUUGUCCUCUUGUUCUCAUUUGGAAGCAUAUUACGUGUUCUCUGGAUUUUUUGCUUGACAAAUGAGUAUCCUUUGGUUUCACAAAAUCUUCUCAAUUUCUGAAUAAUUUCGAGACUGACCUGCUUUUUCCCUGUAUUCAGGGCUCCCAGACUACAAGUUGUAUAUCUUCUCUGGAAGAAAACGACAUUAAUAAAUAGGCGAAUACGAUGCUUUGUGGGUAGACAUUUAGCGGUUUGAAGAAAUCUCAUAAUAAAAAACUUGCUUAGAAGAGAAUGACGCCUCUUCUUCAAGUAUUAGAUUUGAGUAAGACGUAAUUUUCUACAAAAUAAGCACAAAAAGAAAAAUCAUUUUUGAGCUUGUUUUGUAAAAAUUAUACAUAGGUGUAAAAGGACACAAAAAACUGAUUUAAAAAUUUCGUACUAAUCGAGUAGUCAUUUUUAGCAGAGUAUAAUCGUUGUAAGCGGCCAAAGAGAAGUUCGUUCAAAGGGCGGGAUUCUGACGUGAUUAAAGCAUAUUGAAAUUAUGCUGUGCCACAAUUAGUCCUACGAAAAUACUUGAGUAAUCUUUUUUAACCGAAGUCGCACUUCAGAAUUCCGGUUCAACUUUCAUGAGAUAGCACAUCUACUGUAAGUUCAAUCGCGAAUUUCUUAAUGUGAUGGUGAUCCUCAAAUCGUAUCCAGAGACUGCUAAAUGUCAUUUUUCGCAAACGACGCAACACGUCCCGUAAAAGUAAACUCCUUCCCUUAGCUCACUGUCAAACAUAAAAAGCGCUUGCUUUAGCCAACCGUACUGAAAUAAAUCGGUACUUUGGCCUCUCUGGUCGGACAUAUGGUUUAUAAUUGCGAUGUUAGGCCUCCACUGUCUUUGUGAAGAUUUUGUCACAAGUAGUUCAGUAAUUUUUAUUCAUUUAGUCAGUCCUAAGGAACAAAUUUUUACUUUGGACUUUGUAACACAAAUUUUGCUACAGAAGUGACAAUGGGAUUUGUUGAGGAUACUCAUUGGAUUGUAUCGAGAAACUGGAUUAAUGAUUUUUGCAUAACCAAUGCUCGAUCAUGGGACCACUCUUUUAUGGUUGUCAUCAGAGCAGUCAUGCUUAUAAAUGCAUUACUUAAAUAGGGGCACCACUGCUAAAGUAUUGUUUCAAUUUCUCGCGUUAUCGAGUCCGCCGGUUUAUUCGUUUCCAGGUCUAUGUCGCCUUGGAUAUGUUGAAAUACCUGCGGUCCGACUAGACCACAGUUAAAAUACAAAGUGCUAUUUAAGGUUUCGACACUAGUUGUGCACGUUUUGCUACUUAUAUGUACCAUAUAAAUGAAGAUGAGGUAUCAAUUAUUCAUUACUGAAUUUUCAUGGCUGCCGACAUCCAUGGUUACAGAACCCAGUUAGCACUAAGAUAUAAGCAUAAUGAUAGCGCUUUUUAUCGCAGCCAAUGGACACUGAAAGUCACGAGACAACCUGGUCUUAUGAUAACCUGUAAAUGAGUAUGAUAAGAUGAGUAUGGGAAAUAUGCGCUCCUAACAAGUUUGUCUGUUUGCCUUUUACACAAAUGACUCUAUAGGCCUAUGUGCCUAUGUCCGUAUUACGCGCCGCUGUGCGGCUGCUGGUUGGGCUACAGAGAAAGCCCUAAGGCAAAACGGGAUGAGUGAGUUCCGUAACACGAUCGGUGAGCGCCCCUCUACCCUAUAUAACUCUGUUGUGUAAUGGUGUGUCACAAGCUACAAGAAUAUGAUUAAGCAGGAGCUGUUUUAACAGUGCAUUGCCCAAUGACGGAGCUAGAAAGGACGUCAACAUAAUUCCGACCAAGGAUUUUUAGUGCAGACGAGCUGCUUCCACCCCCAUUAUUUUAUCGAAUACCAACUCAUCUUGGUCAAUAAUCAAUACUCCGGGCGUAUUUCGGCCGACCUGACGGCUCCUGGUUAGCGGCUGCCAUUUUUUCUCGGGAUAUCAAGGUGCCUAGAGGUGGUUUCGGCAUCUUCUCCACGCGUCCACUCUCCGUCUGCAGCACUAAAACUCUUAAUUCUGCGCUUACCAGGCCUACGCAAAUAGUCGGUAUUGUUUCCAUAACCCCAAACACCAAAACUGGUGGUAACUCAACUAACAAAAGAAAUUAAGUUAAGGGACCGCGCAUACAGACUUAAUUUGACGGACAUAUGGCAAGAACAUCUGAUAAGAUUGAGGUCCACAUCUGUCGUCCCAAUAUAAAAAAACUUAAUAAUCUACCAGCACUCAAGGUUAAUUUUAAAGCACUAGUUACCGUGAAUGGCCAGUGGAGACGCCACUGGAGAUGGAUACAAGCAUCAGCAGUGUCUACAAUGUAUCUGUUGAUAGCCAAAGGAUAC